UUUCGCCGUUUUGUUAAAAAUCUUUGCAAAAAGUGGGAAUUUUUGAUAAUUUUUCCUUAUAUUUGUGAUAAAGAUAAGGGUGAUAAGAGCGAUAAGAGAGCAUUAGCAUCAUUUGCAACACCCGCCGUCGUUCUCGCUGGGAAAGUAGGCCGAUAAAGUGGAAAAUCGUGGAAAACGGCGCUUUUACCUUUACCGGAAAAGGGACCCUUUUUUGGUAGCUCCGGGAGCUAGUCAAACAACUCAGAAUCGACCCUAGAGAGAACAGAGAUACGGGAGACUCGGAAACCGUGCCGCAAGCAUUACGGCAAGAUCUCCUGCAACUAAGAUUGCAAAUAGCCCAGAAAGCUAGCUGGACUCUAAGAAAGCAGAGGUCUACGCGAAGGCCCAGGAUGCUGGAUUCAAUAGCUGUACUGGCCAUAAAUCCUCACUGAAGAAACAGUCAAUUUAGAAGUGUUGAAAUUUUGAAAAUUCUUCAAUAACGGAGAGCGGACUGCGACAUGGCGGAUUACUGGAAAUCGAACGACCGAAAGUUUUGUGACUUCUGCAAGUGCUGGUUAGCGGAUAACAAAUCGAGCAUACAGUUUCACGAAAAUGGGAAACGACACCAGGCAAACGUACAGAAGCGUAUCUCGGAGAUCAGCCGCAACAGCUACAAGGCCCAGCAGGAGCAGAACAAAAUUGAUGCCGAUCUGAAAAGGAUGAACGAUGCGGCUGCGAAGGCCUACCUGCAGGACAUUAGUGCUUGCGCAGAUAUCAGCUCGAGGGAGCUGUACGCGAAACAGCAGCUAGAAGAAGCGCAAGCAGCCGCUGCUCAGGCCGUCUCGACGGCCGGUCCACCCUCGACCAGCAGUAGUUCUGCGGCUAGCGGAUCACGAGCUGGCCCAAAAUUACCUCCCAAAAGAGGCCGAGAAGCAGAUCCCUUGUACUUAGCGGGAGGAGACAGUGAUGAAGAGGCUGCUGAUGGCUCGAACAAAGCAAAGGCGGCUGCAAAACGGAAGCGUGUAGAGGAAAUGGCUCAGAUAGGCAACGGGUCCAUGUGGGUGGAGGCUGAAACGGAUGAAGGAUACCCGUACUACUGGAACGUUAAGACCGGCGAGUCAGCCUGGGAGGCUCCUGCGGAAGGCUUCAUGAAGAAGGACGAGUACGAGAAGCUAUCCAAAUUGGCUUGGCAAAAGCAGAAGGAAACGGCCGCAUCGGAAGCAAAGUACGAGAUCGAGAAUGCCGACGAAAUUGCGGCCCGCUUGAGGCGAGAAAAUAUGGCACACAUUUUCAAGCAAAACCGAAAGGCCAAGGAAGACUUUGAGCGAAUGGCGGAUCACAAACGAGCCGCCGCCGAGGAUGCAGAAAUCGAGCGGUCCAGGAAUCCCUACGGUAGCUGGCAAACUGUGGAGGCAAAGGAUGAAAAACCGAUAGAUCUUCAGCUCCCCGUAGUACCAGCCCCACUGUACGUACCAAGUGCAGCACCGGAAAUACAGCAGCCGAAAUUUAAAGAGAAGAUCGUCGAUCGCAUCUCAUCCGAGGUGAAGGGCAGUGAUGCCUUCGUGAAAAAGCGAAAAAUUCAACGCAACGCUCGGCAGCGGUUAGAUGUAGAUUAACUGGUUAAAUAAAUAAGAAUCACAUGCCCUACAAGUUCCCUAAUUUAGAUUAAAUACGUUACAUC
Anopheles darlingi is the source of this 1660-nucleotide messenger RNA. Its product is annotated as WW domain-binding protein 4. NCBI's taxonomy places the organism in Eukaryota, Metazoa, Arthropoda, Insecta, Diptera, Culicidae. Gene Ontology annotation, molecular function: RNA binding; protein binding; zinc ion binding. The transcript is spliced from 5 exons. Bases 498 to 1595 code for a protein of 365 amino acids. Gene Ontology annotation, biological process: mRNA splicing, via spliceosome. The record is from RefSeq and is a predicted model, not a curated record. Gene Ontology annotation, cellular component: nucleus; precatalytic spliceosome.